AUGAGGGAUGAGGAGACGACAGUGCUAACAGUAAAUCGGACAAGCAUAUUUGAUCCAACCUUGGGUGGUGUGAAUACCUUUGGCUUCUUCCAUUGUAUUCUUAUAAGAACAAUCACUUCUAAUGGGAUGCUCACCGAGAACAUGACAUUGUUCGAUAUUCCUCUUCUAGCUUUUGUUAUCCAGAUACUCAUUAUGGUCAGCAUAACACAUGUCCUGAUUGCCGCACUCAAGCCUCUUGGUCAACCCAGAAUUGUUGCGGAGAUAUUGGGAGGUUUCUUGUUAGGGCCCUCAGGGAUAGCAGGGAUUCAGUUGGUGCCAGAGGUUUCUAACUUGGGAAGUGUAUUAUUCCAAGGGAGGUAUUUUGUCAUGAUAGAUAGUUUUGCCAACUUGGGUAUCAUAUACUUCUUCUUUCUAGUUGGCCUUGGUACAGAUGCUAUUGCUAUUAAGAGGGCUGGAAGGACUGCUUGCUUGAUCGCCAGUGUCAACUUUGUUGUUCCAUUCAUCACUGCCAUUGCCAUGUCUAGCUAUUACUUUGCUGAUAAGGAAUUUACUUAUUCUCACCACAUUCUACCUGCAUUUAUAUCGUCUAUGUCCUCAGCUCCAAUUCUAUCUCGUAUAUUAGCAAACACUAAGCUUCUCCAUACUGAAGUUGGCCAGUUUGCGACAUCGACUUCAACUUUUAGUAAUGCAUAUUCAUGGGCUUUCUUUGCUUUCUUUUGCUCCAUCACUAACAAGAAGAUUUAUCAUCCUCAACCAAUAGGCAGUUUGCCAUCUUCCCCUACAUGGGCUAUCUUGUUGGUAAUUGUUAUGGCCGCCAUAUUUACAACCUUUUGCUUGCUAGUCGUGCGUCCUGCAAUAUCUUGGCUUGCUCGACAAACAAUGGACGCUGAGGCUCCAAGCACCACCCAUCAGAGCAUAGUCCUUGGAGGAGUCUUGAUAGCUAGUUUGGUAUCUGAUGCCAUUGGAAUUCAUCCUGUGUUUGGAGCAUUUAUUUAUGGUCUUGCUAUACCAGAUAGUCCUCUAUCUUCUACUGUUAUUGAUAAUGUAGAUAGCUUCGUCCACACUUGGAUGCUUCCUAUCUUCUUCUGCGCAAUCGGACUAAAGUCAAACAUAUAUACAUUAAUCCAGGCUUCACUUGAUAUUACCAGUGAGAUUUAUAAGAUUGCUGCUAUCUACAUCAUUUCAAGUGUGAUGAAGUUCGUCGCCACUGCUAUUGUUGGGCUUGUGUAUAUGAUGUCUAUGCCUGAAGGCCUUUGCCUUGGCUUUUUGGCUAACACCAAGGGGUUUUUUGAGAUGCUUGUCCUCUAUAUUGCAAUGGACAGAGCUCUCAUCACUACAGAGGUACUAACAAUGAUGGUGCUCAUUACAGUAGCAAUAACAAUAAUAGUGUCCCCAAUGGUGUCCAUGCUACAAAUGCCAUGGAAGCAACGACAAUUCGUAUACAAGAGACGUAAUCUACAAAAGUCUAAGCCAGAUACUGAGCUCCGGAUGCUAGCAUGUAUCCAUGCAGUUCGCAAUGUGCCAUCAAUCAUUGGUCUUCUUGCAGCAUCCAAUCCUACCAAGCGAUCACCAAUCUUUGUAUACGCUCUUCAUCUUAUGGAGCUUACUGGUCGUGCCACAAACAUGCUCAUUGUUCAUAAUAUGAAUCCAAAGGGUGGGCAAAACCAACGUAGAACUAGAGGCCAAGCACAAUCUGAAACCAUUAUUUCUGCAUUUGAAAGUUAUGAGCAACAUGCUGGUGGUGUCUCGGUUCAACCUAUCACUGCUAUGUCCCCUUAUACAUCCAUGAAUGAGGAUAUAUGUGCUAUUGCUGGGGAUAAGCAUGUAUCUCUCAUUAUCCUGCCUUUCCACAAGGAGCAAUCACUUGGUGGAGGGCUCGAGGUCACCAACCCAUCCAUUCGCUCUCUUAAUGAACGAGUCCUAGCUUAUGCUCCAUGCACCGUGGGUAUUCUCAUAGAUCGUGGCCUUGGAGGGACUGCCAAGUUUGCAAUGGCUGGGCAUCAUGUGGCUCGUCAUGUUGCAGUCAUUUUUCUAGGUGGUGUUGAUGAUCGUGAGGCACUUGCAUAUGCUUGGCGAAUGGCAAGCCACCCAGGAAUUAGCCUCACUGUUCUUCGACUUAUUCCUGGAGAAAUGACAAACUCUAGAGUGAUAUCUAAAUCCGAGAAGCAUGAGACCUCCCAACAUGAAGUGAGAAUUAUCAAUGUUGAGGCUGAGAGGGAGCAACAAUUGGAUGAUGACUUUGUAAAUGAGUUUCGACUAAAUAAUGCAAGGGAUGAGACAGUGGUGUACAUGGAGAAAGUGAUUAACAAUAGCGAGGAAACAAUGGAGGCCGUUAGGUCUAUAGAUAGCAUCCACGAUCUAUUUAUUGUUGGAAAGGGAAAUAGAAAGAUGACCAUAUUGACAGACGUGUUGGAUGAAAUUAGUGUGUCCCAAGAGUUGGGGCCAAUUGGGGACUUUUUAGCAUCGUCAGAAUUGGGAAGGGUGGUAUCGGUAUUAGUGCUCCAUUAUAAUGUUGAAGGAUCCUCAUCAUUCCAAAUAUUUUCUUCAGCAGUUGUAGCACCUGUGAUUAAGAGCCCCAAACACAAAAGCACAAGUUCUCUUAAUCAAGUUCAUCAGCCUAGCACACAUAGUUGGGAUAGUAAUGUAGAUUGGGAUGCAAGGGUGUGA
Dioscorea cayenensis subsp. rotundata (Guinea yam) is the source of this 2667-nucleotide messenger RNA. Its product is annotated as cation/H(+) antiporter 15-like. Gene Ontology annotation, cellular component: membrane; endomembrane system. NCBI's taxonomy places the organism in Eukaryota, Viridiplantae, Streptophyta, Magnoliopsida, Dioscoreales, Dioscoreaceae. Gene Ontology annotation, biological process: regulation of pH; proton transmembrane transport. The coding region runs from base 1 to 2667 and encodes 888 amino acids. The transcript has 2 exons. The record is from RefSeq and is a predicted model, not a curated record. Gene Ontology annotation, molecular function: antiporter activity.